CCACAUGGUUACCAAUUCAACUGCAAAACCAGCUCUGGAACAGUUGUUAAUCAGACAUUAGGUUUGACUUUUAAAGUAAUGUGAGCUUCUUGCUUGCUUGUGCAAUAUGGGUGGAAAAGUGUUUAAAUUAACCUGGGACAAAUACAAUUCAGCUGUCUAUGUAGUAAGGUGGUCUAAUGGGUAUGGGUCUAUGGUGCAGGCUACAAUGAUAUAGGGCCUAAAGUGUCGUUAACAAUAGUAGGCCUAAAUCUGAUGAAUUUCAAACAUAUUCAGAUUGAUAGCCACAUGCUUAAUCUACAGAUCAACUUCAACCAUCAUGUGAACACUAUUUAGGUGGAGAUUUUAAAUGCUUCAUUAUUAACAUCCAUAACACACGCGGUGCCGCAUGCGGCUAGAAAUGCGACCAAUCGUGCGUGAGUGAUUUGCGGACAAUACGUGUUUUGAUAGCCCUUUCUCUUGCAGUCAAGAGUUAUUUGCAGUCAAUGGGCGAGUUCACAUGUUAGUCCAUUCCAUUGGUCCUUAAGUGAAAUCACCACUCACCCGGGGCCAUGCAAAACGAACUGGCCCAUUGAGUAAAAGUUCAAUUGUAGCUGUUGAAGUUGAAAAAUUGUACUGUUUCCGGAAAACCCCACCCCAACUGAAUCUCACCCUCAAUGAAGUAGGGUUACCACAGCGGCAAAGUCCAAAUUGGCUAUAUCGUAAAAACCCUACAAUUGUGCUUUUUGGUCUUAAUUUAAGGUUACGGUUAGGCAUAAGGUUAGCAGUGUGGUUAGGGUUAGGUUUUAAAUAAUAUUUUAAGAAGAUAAUUUGUAGAAACAGGCGGGGUUAUGACUUUGUGGCUGUGAUAACUAGUGACGACCAUGAAGUAGACGAAGCCCAGUAGUAGCAGUUGCCUGUGUUUCGUGGACCACGGUAAACUGUAGUCUAGACUAUUUACACUGUAUUUGAUUUAUUUAUACAUAUCAAAAUGUCUCAUACUGUUGUUACGACCACCACCACGACGACAUCGUCUUCAGGCGGAGGUUUCUUAAACUUGGGCUAUACUCGCUCUGGACAAGGAUUACUGAAAAUCGCCCAAUUGGUAGCCCUCCUGAUUGCGUUCCUGUGUGUAUACUGUGCACGAGGUUGGACUGAUUACUCAGCCUUUCGGUACUUUGAGGUGGUGACGCUAUGGUUCCUCAUAGCCUUCCUCAUCUUCUACCUCAUGUAUGUGUUCAGACUGCAGAGUAAGAUCCCCUGUAUCAACUGGACAAUGACGGAGUUCCUGCAUUAUGGCGUUGGGACCAUCCUGGUCUUCAUUGCCUCUGUUGUUGCAGCUGUUAAGAAUGGAGGUGUGUCUGAACUAGUAGCUGGUUCGGUAUUUGGCUUCAUCGCCACAUUCCUACUGGCUGUCAGCAUAUGGACAUCCUAUAAGGUCACAUGUGGUUCCCAGCCAACCAGUGCUUCUGUGUAAAACGGAUCUAUCAUUUCUUCCCCUGAAGUACCAAGAUGACUCCAUUGUCAGUGUGCUGUGCGACAGUCACUUCUUACCCUAACAACUGGCCCAGGGCCCUUUUAACAAAUGUUGAACAAUCAAAACUUCAGUUUAGCCUGAGACUGGUUUCACUUCAGGAUAGUUACAAGUUAGCCAGUUAACUUUGCUAAACACUCUAUUUUGUACAGUUUACAAUAAAGCUUAAAGUAAUUUCUCCUUCUUUGAGAUACACCAUCCUGACGACCGGUCAGUUGUUAGGGGUAAGAAGUCACCUGUGUGUGCUGUGAAUAGCAAGCAGCUGUUGUUUCAGAUAAGUGCCUCCAAAGUGUUUAAACUAAGGGCUAGGCUGAGACCCAGGCCAAACCAUCCCUCCAUCUUGAAUGGUCGGUAUUUGAAUGUUUUGAAAUCAAAAGAGGUCAUAUGCUGUUUUUCAGUGUUGCCCUGAAGCUUUUUAGAGUUAGAUAUGUCAAUGCCACCCUGUUUACAUUAUUUAUUUGAGAGCAAAUGUUUUAUGAUGAUAAAGUUUUGUGCUUUUAUGUUCAAGCUUACUACUGUAUGUCUGUCACAGUAUUAUAGGCUGCUUAUGAGAAUAAUAUAAUCAUAAAAAGGUCAACCUUUAUACAGCCUCACAGUAUCACUUGUAUUUAAACAUCUCUUCUUUAUUUGAUGCGUUUCAGUUUGUAUAUGGGUUUAUAUUUGAAACGUGCUUUUGUUUGACUGAAGUAAAAGGUAAACUCAACAGCA
Molecule: messenger RNA, 2218 nt
Organism: Coregonus clupeaformis (lake whitefish)
Lineage: Eukaryota; Metazoa; Chordata; Actinopteri; Salmoniformes; Salmonidae
Product: CKLF-like MARVEL transmembrane domain-containing protein 7
Exons: 5
Coding region: 968-1453 (161 amino acids)
Cellular component (GO): membrane
Source: RefSeq, a predicted model, not a curated record